AUGUCAACACGUAUUAUUUACCUCGGCUUUUGUUUGAUUAUUAUUCUCAAUCAACAUUUUGGAAAGACGGAACGUCGUUGUCGUUGUCUUGCUGGUGAUUCUCUUUGUUGGCCUAAUGCUUCUGCUUGGCAAAUAUUUAAUAAAUCUGUUGACGAUCGUCUUGUUUUACCUCGACCAUCAGCUGCUGUAUGUACUAUAGCUGAAUUUAAUUUGGAUGAAUGUACUCAGGCUGCUACUUACUGGACGAAUUCAACGUGGCGUAGUUAUAAAUUGGGUGCCAUGCAAUAUUACGAUUGGGAAAAUACUUCAUGUUCUAUCAGCAAUCCAAACUCUACAUGUAAUCAGGGAUCCGUGCCUAUCAUUGCUGUUAACGCGACGUGGCCCGAACAUGUACAAGCAACUAUAAAAUAUGCUGCAACAAAUAAUCUUCGCUUAGUUAUCAAAACAACAGGACAUGAUAUGAUGGGUCGAUCAACAACGGCUGGAUCUCUUCUUUUAUGGCUUCAUUACAUGAAAAAUAUUACAUUAAUUGAAAAAUAUUCUUCAUGUAGUACUGUUAAUAUAUCGAAUGCUAUUCGUCUUGAUGCAGGAGUUCAAUGGGAUGAAGUCUACAAAUGGUUGGCCAAGUAUAACUUGACAGUAAUAGGUGGAACCUGUGGAUCUGUAGGUGCGGCUGGCGGUUAUUUGCUUGGAGGUGGCCAUAGUCCAUUGUCACGCUGGAAAGGUAUGGCAGUUGAUCAAGUACUCGAAUAUGAUGUUGUCACAGCAGAUGGUCAACGUCAAACUGUAAGUCCAUGCCAAAAUGGCGAAUUAUUCUGGGCAUUAAGUGGUGGAGGUGGUGGCACAUUUGCUGUUGUAUUAUCUGUUGUCCUGCGAACAUUUCCAACACCACAUAUAAUUGGUUCAAUACAGAGCGUUCGCGCCCUGAGUGAACUUCGUUAUUCUAGAUUAAUUCGAGAUUUUGUUCGAUUACUACCUAGUUUGGCUGAUGCAGGAUGGGCUGGCUAUUUAUCGUUGAUAGAUACUAAUUUGACAAUAACGUUUCUUUGGCCUCAAGGAAAUCUUGAUAUUGCAAAUGCGACAUUUAUCAAAUUCAUGAAUGAUAACACAGAUCUAGUGUUUUCGAGCAGUCUUAUUGCUUAUGCACCAUCAUUCUACGAUGCAUACAUGGUUGCGUUUCCACAGUGUGAUCCCACUGGAUUCAAUCUUCUAAUAGGCUCACGACUUAUUCCUGAAACAAUUGUUCGCAACAAACCAGAUGAUGUCUCACAGAUAUUUUAUCAAAUGAAAGGUCAAUCUAUAAAACCAUCAACUCUAUUGGUGAAUCUUGUCGCUGGUGGACAAGUUUCUAAUAUAUCUAAUGUAAACAAUAGUCUUAAUCCAGCAUGGCGCACAGCACUUCUCCAUGUGUUCUAUGGUCAAGUUUGGUCUGAUAGUACAUCCAAAGAUGAUCAACAACUGGUUGCUGCUCAAGUUGCUAAUAAUGUCCAACUCUUAGAUACACUUUCAAAUGGUUCUCAAUUCGGUUCCUAUAUGAACGAAGCUGAUCCAAAUGAACCUAAUUGGCAACAGAGAUUUUUUGGUUCGCAAGCCAUCCCAACAGCACUUAUUUCUGUUCAACGUCUGCCGAUCAUGAUUAGUAUUAAAACAUUUUUUGUAAUAUUGUGA
Messenger RNA from Rotaria sordida, 1668 nucleotides. The record is from the annotation of a GenBank genome assembly. Lineage: Eukaryota; Metazoa; Rotifera; Eurotatoria; Philodinida; Philodinidae.